CGGGCCGAAGGGCUGAGCAGCGCCGCUGCCGUCGGGCGCGCAGCUCUGCAGCGCUGCUAACGCUUCGGCGCCCGCACCCCCAGGGGCCCGGCGGCCCCGCAUUGUGCUGGGCCGGGUCACCGAGAUCCUGGAUGAACGUCACAGGUGGCCGGCUGCGUUCUGGCUGUUGGUACUUUCCGAAGCUUGAGCUCCGAACGGUAGAACCGUUGUGGACUGAAACCCACCUCUCUAGACCUGAAAGCGAGACAGAGAAAGAGGAAGGGCACACAAGUUCCAGAGACUAUGAUGUUCUGAAUUCCAGUUCCUCUCUCAGGAAGUGAGCAGCCCCUUCAGAUGGCACCUCUGGAGACCCUAGUGAAGGCUCUUCCCUUCGGCCUGGGGUUUUGGGCUCAUUCUCCCAGACUCAGGUGAGACCCCGAUGGGCACCCUGUGCGGCAGGUGCUGACAUGCGCCCCAACUCCAGCCACUAGCAUCAUUACCAGCCUCAGUUUCUAAAUGCCACAGUGCUCUUGGGGCCAGUUGGGCUGGGCACCACUGUUGCCUUUAAAGACCAUAAAACCAUGGGAAACGCAGAAAGCCAAAAUGUAGACCACGAGUUUUAUGGAGAAAAGCAUGCCAGCCUGGGGCGGAAACACACAUCACGCUCCCUGCGACUGUCACACAAGACACGGAGGACACGACACGCUUCCUCCGGGAAGGCGAUCCACAGGAACUCUGAAGUGAGCACCCGGUCCAGCAGCACCCCCAGCAUCCCCCAGUCCCUGGCCGAAAAUGGCUUGGAGCCCUUCUCCCAAGAAGGAGCCCUAGAUGACUUUGGGGACCCCAUCUGGGUGGACCGAGUAGAUAUGGGCUUGAGACCUGUAUCUUACACCGAUUCCUCUGUCACUCCCAGCGUAGAUGGCAGCAUGGUCCUCACGGCCGCCUCUGUGCAGAGCAUGCCAGACUCUGAGGAGAGCCGGCUUUACGGGGAUGACGCUACAUACUUGGCUGAGGGAGGCAGGAGGCAGCGUCCCUAUACAUCCAAUGGGCCCACGUUCAUGGAGACAGCGAGCUUUAAGAAGAAACGCUCCAAAUCUGCAGACAUCUGGCGGGAGGACAGCCUGGAAUUCUCACUCUCAGACCUGAGCCAAGAACAUUUAACAAGCAACGAAGAAAUCUUGGGUUCCGCGGAAGAGAAGGAUUGCGAGGAGGCUCGGGGGAUGGAAACAGAGGCGAGUCCCAGGCAGCUCAGCACCUGUCAGCGAGCCAACUCCCUGGGUGACUUGUACGCUCAGAAAAACUCUGGGGUGAAGGCAAACGGAGGACCGAGGAACAGAUUUUCAGGCUACUGUCGGAAUUUGGUGUCUGAUAUUCCCGAUCUCACAAAGCAUAAGAUGCCACCAGCUGCUGCCGAAGAGACUCUUCCGUACAGUAAUUAUAACACACUCCCCUGUAGGAAAUCGCACUGUCUCUCCGAAGGUGACACCAACCCACAAAUUAGCCUUAGCAAGAGCAUGCAAGGCCGAAGAGCAAAAACAACCCAGGAUGUUAACACAGGCGAGGGCAGCGAGUUUGCAGACAGCGGGAUCGAAGGGGCCACCACCGACACGGACCUCCUGUCCAGGCGAUCUAAUGCCACCAACUCCAGCUACUCGCCCCCUACCAGCCGAGCCUUUGUGGGCAGCGACAGCGGCAGCAGUUCGACGGGGGAUGCUGCACGCCAGGGGGUGUACGAGAACUUCAGGCGAGAACUGGAGCUGAGCACCACCAACAGCGAGAGCCUGGAGGAGGCUGGCUCUGCACACAGCGACGAGCAGAGCAGCGGCACCCUCAGCUCCCCGGGCCAGUCGGACAUCCUGCUGACAGCCACGCAGGGCACCGUUCGGAAGGCUGGCGCGCUGGCAGUCAAGAACUUCCUGGUACAUAAGAAGAAUAAGAAGGUGGAGUCCGCUACACGGAGGAAGUGGAAGCAUUACUGGGUGUCCCUGAAAGGUUGCACGCUCUUUUUCUACGAGAGUGACGGCAGGUCUGGGAUAGACCACAACAGCGUCCCCAAGCAUGCUGUCUGGGUGGAGAACAGCAUUGUGCAGGCUGUUCCUGAGCACCCCAAGAAGGACUUUGUCUUCUGCCUCAGCAACUCCCUGGGUGACGCCUUCCUCUUUCAGACCACCAGCCAGACGGAGCUGGAGAACUGGAUCACCGCCAUCCACUCUGCCUGCGCAGCCGCUGUGGCAAGGCACCAUCACAAGGAAGACACACUGCGCCUCCUCAAGUCAGAGAUCAAGAAGCUGGAGCAGAAGAUCGACAUGGACGAGAAGAUGAAGAAGAUGGGGGAGAUGCAGCUGUCCUCGGUCACCGACUCAAAAAAGAAGAAGACCAUACUGGACCAGAUCUUUGUCUGGGAGCAGAAUCUCGAGCAGUUCCAGAUGGACCUGUUUCGUUUCCGCUGUUACUUAGCCAGCCUCCAGGGCGGGGAGCUGCCAAACCCCAAAAGGCUGCUUGCUUUUGCAAGCCGGCCGACGAAAGUGGCAAUGGGCCGCCUUGGGAUCUUUUCUGUAUCGUCUUUUCAUGCCCUGGUGGCAGCCCGCACCGGUGAGAUUGGAGUGAGAAGACGCACUCAAGCCAUGUCCAGGUCUGCAAGCAAGCGAAGAAGCAGGUUUUCUUCUCUCUGGGGCCUGGACACUACCUCCAAAAAGAAGCAGGGACGUCCAACCAUCAACCAGGUGUUUGGAGAGGGAGCCGACGCUGAGAAGAAAUCGUUAGAGGGGAUAUUUGAUGACACGGUUCCAGAUGGGAAGAGGGACAAGGACGUGGUCUUACCCAGCGUCCACCAGCACAAUCCCGACUGUGACAUCUGGGUCCACGAAUAUUUCACUCCAUCCUGGUUCUGUCUGCCCAAUAAUCAGCCAGCCCUGACAGUUGUGCGGCCUGGGGACACGGCGAGGGACACUUUGGAGCUCAUUUGCAAGGCACACCAACUGGACCAUUCUGCCCAUUACCUGCGCCUGAAGUUUCUAAUGGAGAACAAGAUGCUGUUCUACACCCCACAGCCCGAGGAGGACAUUUACGAGCUGGUAAUGUUUACGCCUGCUGUCCCUGUGCGGUUUUCCCUGUCUUCUGUGGACGAAGAUGGCAUUCGAAGGCUCUACGUCAGCAGCGUCAAGGAAACCGGCUUAGCUUCCAAGAAAGGCCUGAAGGCGGGGGAUGAGAUUCUUGAGAUCAAUAAUCGUGCUGCUGGCACCCUGAACUCCUCUAUGCUCAAAGAUUUCCUCUCGCAGCCCUCCCUGGGCCUCCUGGUGAGGACAUACCCUGAGCCGGAGGCAGGAGUGGAGCUUCUGGAGAACCCACCGCACCGAGUGGACGGCCCUGUGGACCUGGGCGAGAGCCCCCUCGCCUUCCUCACCAGCAACCCAGGUUACCGUCUGCAGCUUGGCUACUUAAGCAAGAAGCCCGUUAUCAUUCAUGAUUUGGUUUAUUGGUCCCUGGAAGAGUUUGACAAGUUGAAGCUUCAAAAAAUGGACCACGACAGUUUAGACUCCUUGAGCGAUUUCCACAUGUACCCAGAGUUGGAACCACUUUGGCCACCCAACUCCUCCUGUUUGCAGACUUCGUCCUGUGAAAAUGGUGGCGUGCAGACAUUGCCGAUGCCCUUUCAGGAUCUGUUCCGUGGAGAUUUUGAUAGCACAGAACAGGUCGCUGCGUUCUGCCGGAGCCUGCACGAGAUGAAUCCCUCUGACUCGAGCCCGUCUCCUCAGGACGCCACGGGCCCUCAGCUGGCGACCACACGGCAGCUGUCGGACGCGGAUAAACUGCGCAAGGUCAUCUGCGAGCUGCUGGAGACUGAGCGCACCUACGUGAAGGACUUAAACUGCCUCAUGGAGAGAUACCUGAAGCCCCUUCAGAAGGAGACCUUUCUCACCCAGGAUGAGCUUGAUGUACUCUUUGGCAAUUUAACCGAAAUGGUAGAGUUUCAAGUUGAAUUCCUUAAAACUCUCGAAGAUGGAGUCAGACUGGUCCCUGAUUUGGAAAAGCUUGAGAAAGUUGACCAAUUCAAGAAAGUGCUGUUCUCUCUGGGGGGAUCCUUUCUGUACUAUGCGGACCGCUUCAAGCUCUACAGUGCCUUCUGUGCCAGCCACACGAAAGUCCCCAAGGUCCUGGUGAAAGCCAAGACGGACACAGCCUUCAAGGCGUUCCUAGAUGCCCAGAACCCGAGGCAGCAACACUCCUCCACACUGGAGUCUUACCUCAUCAAACCCAUUCAGAGGGUCCUCAAGUACCCGCUUCUGCUCAGGGAGCUGUUUGCACUGACUGACGCGGAGAGCGAGGAACACUACCACCUGGAUGUGGCCAUCAAGACCAUGAACAAGGUUGCCAGUCACAUCAAUGAGAUGCAGAAGAUCCAUGAGGAGUUUGGGGCCGUGUUUGACCAGCUGAUUGCUGAGCAGACAGGAGAGAAGAAGGAGGUCGCAGAUCUCAGCAUGGGUGACCUGCUGUUGCACACGGCUGUCAUCUGGCUGAACCCGCCUGCCUCUCUGGGAAAGUGGAAAAAGGAGCCAGAACUGGCAGCUUUUGUCUUCAAAACUGCCGUGGUCCUCGUGUAUAAGGAUGGUUCCAAGCAGAAGAAGAAACUUGUUGGCUCUCACAGGCUGUCAAUCUAUGAGGAGUGGGACCCUUUCCGGUUUCGUCACAUGAUCCCUACUGAAGCUUUGCAAGUACGAGCUCUGCCAACUGCAGAUGCGGAGGCUAAUGCUGUGUGUGAAAUUGUCCACGUGAAGUCAGAAUCAGAAGGGAGGCCAGAGCGGGUCUUCCACCUCUGCUGCAGCUCCCCAGAGAGCCGAAAGGAUUUCCUGAAGGCUGUACAUUCGAUCCUUCGAGAUAAACACAGAAGACAGCUCCUCAAAACGGAAAGCCUUCCCUCAUCCCAGCAGUAUGUCCCUUUUGGAGGCAAGAGAUUAUGUGCGCUUAAAGGCGCCAGGCCAGCCAUGAGCAGGGCAGUGUCUGCCCCAAGCAAGUCUCUUGGGAGGAGGAGGCGGCGACUGGCUCGCAACAGGUUUACCAUUGAUUCCGAUGCCGUGUCGGCUAGCAGCCCGGAGAAAGAGCCCCAGCAGCCCCCCGGCGGCGGGGACACUGACCGAUGGGUAGAGGAACAGUUUGAUCUUGCUCAGUAUGAAGAGCAGGAUGACAUCAAGGAGACAGACAUCCUCAGUGACGAUGACGAGUUCUGUGAGUCCGUGAAGGGCGCCUCAGAGGACACAGACCUGCAGGAGCAGCUUCAGGCUGCCUCCAUCAGUCAGCGGGCCCGAGGACGGAGAACCCUCGAUAGCCACGCCUCCCGCAUGACGCAGCUCAAGAAGCAAGCGGCCCUGUCGGGCAUCAAUGGAGGCCUGGAGAGCGCAAGCGAGGAAGUCAUUUGGGUUAGGCGUGAAGACUUUGCCCCCUCCCGGAAACUGAACACUGAGAUCUGACUCUCUGGUCUCCUUAGAGACAGUGUGUAGAUACGACGCUGGCCCUAUCCUCACUCUGCUCACCCUCCUGUGCCGUCCACGAGAAUGUCCCCUUAGGUCGCACUGUUGCACACCGAUUUUUGGCAGCUGACUCGGGUCUGAAGCCAUGCAGCCACCCACCCUUAUCAUUCUUAAUGACAUCAGAAAGAAUUGUUCAGAAUCCCAACUGAGCUCGAGUCCUAUCGUCUGUAUAUUGCCAAGGGCUUUUAUUUAUUCUCAGUUCAUCAGGGCCUGAAGAAUUAGAACAAAGAAUCGAUAGCACUGGAGAUCAAACUGUCCCCACCCCAGCAGUCGAAGCAAAGGAUCAGAGUGACAAGGUAGCAUACACACAGAUGUCACAGCUUGUCCUUUCUGAAUGCAGUCUCCUAGCUGGGGGACAACCACCUUCAAACACACACCAAACAGUGGAGCAAAUGGAAACUUCUGUCCAGCUUGCAGUGUUCCGACUCCUCCCCCUUCAGCAAGCGGCAGAGAAUACCUGUGUAUUUUAAGAAUGUGUGAGGCUAAGGUGGUCGCUUCUGUUUGAUGAGCCUUUUAUUCUUUCUCUUCUGUUGAUGUCUGUAGCUGGUCUUACUCUGUGUCAGUGUUUGAAAGCUCUAGUUUUGCAGAGAAUUAUAAAGAUGCCAAACUCUUGGGAAAGAGAUCCAAAUUUAUCACUGAGAGAGAGAGAGAAAAUAACACUAUUUUUUUGUAUUUUCCUUGAGAUGCAGGGGCACAAAGAGAUGAGAAUUUUACAGUGUUAGGUGUAACUCAGUCUGAAAAUGAGGAUAUAGCCUUUUGCAGAGCGAGCAAGGCACGAGGACUUUAUAUUUAUAUAUGAAAUGGCCAACGAGAAGCUCACGCUAAGAAUAAACGAUUUUUUUUUAAAUGUAUGAAUCUAUAUUUGAGAUGGAGUUUGGUUGGAUGACAGGGACAGGGAAUGGGGCUGUGUGUGUGUAUGUUUGUUGCACAUGGCAGGGGAGGGGAGCCCCCUCCUCGUGGGUUGCCAUGACGAUCAUUGGGUUUUAUUUUCCUCCCCAUCAAAACUGCAUCUUCAUCCAUAGGUGACUUCCCCCUUCCCUGACAGUCCAUGACCAAAUCUCAGAACCUCUUCAGACACAUCCUUUAUGGGUAACACUUACUUCACGCCAACGAAACAGGGUAAACUUGGUAAGGGGCCUAAUCUUCUAAACGGAUGUCCAAAUAGGAAGAGCAAAAACCCAUUAGAGCACUUUCAUUUUUUAAAAAAAGGUUUCUAGCUUUGUGUUCCUCCCUCUUCCUCCCCACUUCAUGAUAUCCAUUCCCUAAGAAGGGUUUAAAUAAUAUGAAAACUUUCUUUUUGGAAAUAAAAAAAUAUAUAUCUAUAUAUAUCUAUCUAUUUGGUGUUUGAUACAUCAGUAGGUACUUUAAAGACCUGAAUUUUAUAGUAGCUUUAGCAAUUAUAUUUUAUAAGAAUCAGUUAUGACUUUAUAUUUCCAGAUAGAGAGUUGAGAACACGAUGCUCUAAGCCCCCACCCUGCUUGCUCUCCCGCUCUCCCCGUCCUCUCCUCCCCCUUUCGGGUUUCCAGGGCUUGGAGCUUGAUCUUUUCAAAGUUUUAUUCUAUUAAAGUUUUUGCUAUAUCUUCUGGUUUU
Molecule: messenger RNA, 7094 nt
Organism: Microtus ochrogaster (prairie vole)
Lineage: Eukaryota; Metazoa; Chordata; Mammalia; Rodentia; Cricetidae
Gene: Tiam1
Product: T cell lymphoma invasion and metastasis 1
Exons: 29
Coding region: 561-5444 (1627 amino acids)
Biological process (GO): activation of GTPase activity; small GTPase-mediated signal transduction
Cellular component (GO): cytosol; plasma membrane
Molecular function (GO): guanyl-nucleotide exchange factor activity; protein binding
Source: RefSeq, a predicted model, not a curated record